Messenger RNA from Exophiala aquamarina CBS 119918, 732 nucleotides. RefSeq lists its product as uncharacterized. The record is from RefSeq and is a predicted model, not a curated record. The transcript has a single exon. The coding region runs from base 1 to 732 and encodes 243 amino acids. Lineage: Eukaryota; Fungi; Ascomycota; Eurotiomycetes; Chaetothyriales; Herpotrichiellaceae.
AUGAAGGCCGGCCUUCUUUUCACCACCACUUUGGCGAUCGCCACCACAGCCUUGGCUGCUCCGACAUUCUCAGCCCGUCGAGCUCGAUCGCUCUUCUCCAAUACCCAUGGACGCCGACAAAUCUCGCCUGAAUGCGACCUGAACGGGCUCGACAGUGUUGUCAUGCCAGUUGCAAACCCUGCCCUUCCCGGUCCAGGUGAAGAUCUCUUCCUCGCAUCCAUCGUCAUCGGCCGUGGCGUCCAGAACUAUACCUGCGGCAACGAUUCUACUGCUGCUCCGGUCGCCACUGGUGCCGUUGCGAUUCUGUACGAAGCUUCUUGCAUUGCAAUGGAUGAUCCCGAUUUGCUGGCUUCUCUGCCGGGCCAGGCUCUUGCCCUUUCACUACCGGCCGAUCCAGAGGAGGAUCUCGUUUGCGGCGCCCAGCCUCUCGAGCGAAGUGGCCAUCACUUCUUCAAUUCGGCCAAAAUUCCCACUUUCGACUUCACUGAGGCAGCCGAUGAAGCUUUGGGGCUGGGUUUAGUCACUGUUGGUUCCCGUUCGCCCGCACCAGACGCAGCCACUGCUGUUCCGUGGUUGCAGCUGACUCGCGUUGAUGGCAGCGUGGGACCCAUUCAAUCCAUCUAUCGACUCAACACUGCAGGUGGCGUUGCCCCUGCUACAUGCGCAGGUCAGCCAGCCAGCAUCAGUGUCGAAUAUGCCGCGCAAUACUGGGUCUUCUCGUCCGAUGCCUAG